CUAGUGCCUUUGCACUGUAGAGGAAGACAGUUCACGUCUGUCCACAUUCUGCAGCUUUUUCGGUUCGGUCUCUCGGUCGGUGGAAGAGCGAGACCUCUCACAGGAGGUGGAGUUCGCCGUGCUUAAGCUACGCGGGACCAGUCGUCUCUUGCGAUGUUAACAGAGAGCUGAAAAGACAGACCUGCUUGCUCCAAUACAUGACAGCGUACACAAGUCAUGGAGCUCCACAGAUCCUUGAGCUUGUGGAUAUUGUGUUUGUGUCUCGUUGGAGAAAGUUGGACUGAAAAGCCAAGUUCACCUACACCGGUGGACAGUCAGCUUGCUGAAAAUGGAAUGCGAGAUUUUUGUCGCAUUGAUGAGCCACUAUGCAAGGAUGAAAAUGCCUUUCUCACCUUUGAAGCUAUCCGUAAUAUCCAUAAGCAGAUGGAUGAUGAUGCAAACGGCAAUGUAGAUGUCGUAGAGACAGAUGGCUUCCUGAGAGAAGAUUUAAACUACCAUGACCCUAAGGCCAAACAUAACAGCUUCCAUGGGGAUGACCAGUUCAUCAGUGUGGAGGACUUGUGGAAUUCAUGGAAGGGCUCUGAAGUGUAUAAUUGGACAGUGGACAAGGUGGUGGAAUGGCUCAUCAGCUAUGUGGAGCUGCCACAGUAUGUGGAUGCAUUUCGCAAGAUGAAUUUCAAUGGAAGUGCCAUGCCAAGGCUUGCUGUAAAGAACACCACUCUGACACUCUCUAUUCUGAAGAUUUUGGAUCGAAGCCAUGUGCAAAAGUUGCAGCUCAAAUCGUUGGACACCGUACUCUUUGGAGCACCACUGAUGAAUAGACAUAACCACUUGAAGGACUUCAUGCUGGUCGUGUCAAUAGUCAUAGGCAUGGGUGGAUGCUGGUUUGCCUACAUCCAGAACCGCUACUCUAAGGACCAUAUGAAGAAGAUGAUGAAGGACCUAGAGGGCCUGCAGAGAGCUGAGCAGAGUCUGCAUGACCUACAAAAGAAGUUGCAGAUUGCCCAGGAGGAGCAUCGAACAGUUGAAGUAGAGAAGGUAAAUCUCGAGCAGAAGCUGAGGGAUGAGAUAAACGCUGCUAAGCAGGAGGCCCAACGAUUGAGAGAGCUGCGUGAAGGCACAGAGAAUGAGCUGAGUCGCCAAAAGUAUGCAGAAGAAGAGCUCGAACAGGUGCGCAUGGCAUUGAAGAAGGCAGAGAAGGAGUUGGAGUCACGGAGUAGCUGGUCGCCACCAGAGUCUCUACAGAAAUGGCUGCAGCUCACCCAUGAGGUGGAAGUGCAGUACUACAACAUCAAGAAGCAAAAUGCCGAACGGCAACUCCUGGUGGCCAAAGAAGGGGCAGAGAAGAUAAAGAAAAAGAGGAACACUCUCUUUGGGACUUUCCAUGUGGCUCACAGCUCCUCCCUGGAUGAUGUGGACCACAAAAUAUUAGCAGCCAAACAAGCCCUUGGCGAGGUGACCGCUGCUCUGCGAGAGAGGCUGCAUCGCUGGCAGCAGAUAGAGAUUCUAACGGGUUUUACCAUCGUCAACAAUCCAGGCCUCCCAUCACUGGCCUCGGCCCUCAACCUCGACCCCACUUUCAUGGGCGGCAGAGCUACACCUCAGCACUUCAUCAUGUCUGACGACAUGGACGACAUGGACGAGGAUAUCGUACCCGGAACUCUGCCAUAUGGCAAUCGACUGUUGGAACGGCGAGCUAGUGACCUGUGGUCCAUUGGUUCAGACUGUCAGCCCGUGUGGAAAUAUCCUGCUCCCAGUAUGAUGUCUCUGCGCCAACGCCACAUUGAUCCCCAGCUGGCCCUGGGCUCCCAGAGGGAUCUAAAUCGCUCCGACUCAGACUCCUCUUUGUCCCUUUCACAAGUUGGUGAUCGACUGUCUGCCUACAGCUCCAAAGGCCACCUAAUCAAGCCCACUUCUCUCAUGCACGGCCUGUCCAACCGAGCAGAUGAUGCCGUCUCACUGCAUGCUCACACCCCCAAUGGAGGGACCCGUGUUCAUGAGGGAGGUCCCGACAGCCCCAUACUCAUGAAGAAGGUGUACAGCCUGGGAGAGAUCAACAGUCUGUCUGAGUCAUCUCGCUCACUCAGCCCAAACUCCACUGAACCUGACACACCAUCACCAACAGGAGGGCAGGUAGGAGUGGUGGGAGCUAAAGCCAACAGCCGCAUCCCACAGCUGUCCUCCAAGAAGAGCCCUCUAGAGGAAGAUAGUGGUUCAACAGGAGAAGACACAGAUUCAGCUGCCAGCCGUAAGAAACAUACCUUCAAGAUCUUCAAAAAACAGAGGAAAUAAAAGCUAAAUGAACUAUGGGCUACCAAAGCUGUCUGACUGUAUUCCUCUGCCUAACCUGUUUUUGUUAUGUUUUUUUUAGUUUAUAGUUUUGGGGGUUCAUUAAUGGUCACAUGAUGGCAAGAUUUUUUGUCAUUGAAUCUUUUUGUAGGUUACAACACCUACUUUGAGAGACUGUGGACUGUUUUACCCAGCUUUAUCUGCUUACACUUGGUCAAUGUUGAGUAUGUGGGGAAUGGGCAGGUUUGUAUAUUGGAAUGUAAAGUAUUAUUUAUUCUGCAGGAACUUGUGCCAGUGUCAAAGGGAAAUAUGUCUCCCACUUGUUGUUUCCUUUUUUUCCUUCUUGUUCUACAAUCUAUAACAUUUUGCAUGUCUUCACUUUUGUUUGACAGAUACUCGAAUGCUCUAAGUGUUUGCUUGGUUCUUGUUGUUAACCUGCUUAGACAACACUUGUUUCUUUUAUUACUAUCAAAACACCUACAAGUCCAAAGUGAAUGCGCACUCCUGACUAUUUUCUUUUUAAUGAUGGGUACACUUUGUCUGUUUUCUUUUUGUUGAUGUCUUGUUUGCGGAGAAAAUGACACAUUCAGGGGAUCUUCAAAUACAAGAGGUGUAUUAGAAUGCUCCUGUAUAUUACCUUUGGCUGUAAAAACAAAUGUUGCGUGUUGCUAUUUGAACUCAGUAUAUUACGAUGCCUUCUUAGGGCCAUUCUAGGGAAUAAUAAUAAUAAAAAAAUAAUAAAAAAGGAUCAGGGAGGGGGUGAUACUCUGAAAAAGAAAAAAUCCUAACUUUUAUGAUGUCUUAGGUGGAAAAUUUCUUUUUAAAAUGAAUGCAAAAAACCCCAAAAACUAUAGUCUCACAUUGAAGUCACAAAUAUAGAAAAAUAAAAAUGUUCCUCUUUUUGUAAAGCAAUCUCAUCACACUAGAUGGUGCUUUGCCUCUAUUAUUCCUACUGACAUUAUUCAGAUGCAGUCAGCAACUAUCUGGGAGCCCAUAAUAUCACAUUAAGUAUAGCUGUUUAUUGGGUUAUUCAGAAGAAAUAUACUGAUUUGCAUGAGAUGCUUUUGUGUAACAGUUAUUCUUGCAUCACGCCUCAACUUGGCCAUUUUCUGUUUAGCAAUAGAAACCACAUUUUUAAAAAGAUAAAAUAAAAGAUAAUUAUUAAGGGUUUUAAUGUUUUUCUCAGAAUAUUAAUCAGUUAUCUUUUUUCCACAUAGAACAGCCCUAAUAAGCUGUCCUAGUGUAUCAGCAUUAACUGCUGGGUCUAAAUGUAUUUAUAUUGCACCCUAGAGGUAAAUUCUUGCAAAGUAUCUAAAGGACCAGCAUCAGACCUUUUGCGGUUUUGAGUUUUAGUGCGUUUGAAAAAUGGGAGAGUGAAGAAUGUCUCUUCUCUUUGCUGAAAUAUCCAGCUUAUCUUAAGGACUAUCACUGAUUAAACUGGGGGUUUACACACACCCUCACUGAACCAUACGGUUAUCAGGUGUUUGAAGACUAAAAAUAGGGUGUAUAUAGAAAAAAAAAAUUUAUUAGGCAAUAAAUUACCAAAAUGUUUGAAGUGGCAGCCAUGAAAUGCAAUGGUAUCUUUAGGUAUUUAAUUUUAAAGUUAGGAUACACAUUGUGAAAAGAAAAUGCUAGAGAUGCUUGCUUUCUACACCUGUAUAUCAUAAGAAAAUGUACACCUUUGGGUUUGUUUUGUAAGAAUAGCCCCUUGAAGGUUAACCAGGAUCCCACAAUUUUCACGUAAUGUGGAUUGGGCUAUGCUGUCCUGUCUUUUAGUUUUAUUAUUUUGUUUGUCUUUUUAGUGGACAUUAAAAGAUCCACAGCAGUUUCUCAGUGAGGAUUGGUUGUUGGUAAGGGCUAUAAUUAAGGAAAGUAUUUUGCUCUGUACAAGACUGAAAAUUUAAAGUUGUAACCACUUCUGGUUAACGUUUUAUGGAGGCAGGAAGUCAAUCAUGUAAAAGUGCCAAAUUGUGAUUUCUGUCAGAGGCCUUUGUAUUUGUAGUGUGUUCUAAACCUUGAGCCCCUUUUGCACAGAAGACAAAAGUGCAUGAUGUAUACAGUAAUGUAUAUUCAAAGAUGAAAUGCUGAAUGUCCGAGGGUAUAUCCUGUAUCAGUACCGUAUGUUUACAUUUGUAACAAAUAAUUAUUCUCAGAUAAGUACAACAAAAAAAAAAACCUUGUGGCAGUUUUAAUGUUGAUUGCUUCAUUUGAGCACAAAACUAUGCAUCUAGUUGUAGGUAAUUACUAAAGUAGUAGGGACGCCAGUACACUUAGGGUGCUCCUGACCAACGAACAACCAAAAAGUGCUGCAGAAGACACAAGAAGUCUCCCCCAGCCUCAUAAUGUAACAGGUGGUUUGGAUUUAUAAGACACGUUUAAAUAUUUUAUUUUAAAAAAUAAGACGAGCUUAAAAAAAAUAACAAUUUCCUACUGGUACUUUUUUUAAAGUGUCAUUUGUACCUUUUUUGCACGACAGAGCUGUAAAUUGAUUAUGCCAUCUGAAUGUGUGAGUGUGUCUGUCUGCUCCCGGUAUAAUGCACUGUAACGUUGAUGCAUGUCAACUGUCAUAACGAAACCUAUAUUGGGUUAAAAGAGUGGAUCAGCUUAAGCUCUUAAGUCCUUCACCCUACUUUUCUCGUUGUCUUUAUUUUGAGCUUCUAUUUAUGAAAACCUACAGUAUAUUUGUACAGGGAAAAAAAUCAUUUUGCAUCUAAUGUUGUGGUCUAAACUUUGAUGGCACUCCUGCAUGAAAGCAAUAAACUAUUUUGAAUGAAAGGUGAGCUUCUUCUCCUAA
Maylandia zebra (zebra mbuna) is the source of this 5083-nucleotide messenger RNA. It is a transcript of the gene stim1a, whose product is annotated as stromal interaction molecule 1a. Gene Ontology annotation, cellular component: plasma membrane; endoplasmic reticulum. The record is from RefSeq and is a predicted model, not a curated record. Gene Ontology annotation, biological process: activation of store-operated calcium channel activity; store-operated calcium entry; intracellular calcium ion homeostasis. Gene Ontology annotation, molecular function: calcium ion binding; calcium channel regulator activity; protein binding. Lineage: Eukaryota; Metazoa; Chordata; Actinopteri; Cichliformes; Cichlidae.